Dioszegia hungarica is the source of this 1425-nucleotide messenger RNA. RefSeq names its product glycoside hydrolase. Lineage: Eukaryota; Fungi; Basidiomycota; Tremellomycetes; Tremellales; Bulleribasidiaceae. The record is from RefSeq and is a predicted model, not a curated record. Gene Ontology annotation, molecular function: glucan endo-1,3-alpha-glucosidase activity. The transcript has 4 exons. Bases 1 to 1425 code for a protein of 474 amino acids.
AUGAGGGGUGGUAGACGGCCCGAUCAUGGAGAAGGGAGUGAGGAGAGGGACAGACUGGUCGUUGCGCACUUUAUGCUUGGUAAUACUUAUCCCUUCACCGAGCAAGACUGGCAUACAACCUUUGACCAAGCCGAAGAGACUGGGCUGGACGCGCUCGCCCUCAACAUAGGUCCUGAAGAAUGGCAGCACGCCCAAGCCCUGUCAGCUUUCCACGUCCUGCAGGGCCGCUCUGGCCGCUUUACACCAUCAGCCACUUCGUUCUACUCGACCCUCUCCCGGAGCGCGUCCGAGCAGAAACUGAGGCUGUUCGUCAGCAUGGAUAUGAAUGUCCUCCCGAAGUGGUCGACGGCCGACGGUGAGCGAUUGAGUAGGAUUAUGGGAGAGCUACUGCGGCAAGAGGGAUAUCUGAGAUGGAAGGGCCGGCGGGUGUUGAGCACAUUCAGUGGUCAUGAUGCUACUUUUGGCGGUGGUGGGUGGGAGGGAUGGCUGGAGGAGCUCAAUCGGGAGCUGGGCGAGAAGAUUUUCUUCUGGCCCUCUUUCUUCCUCCCGCCACAUGAGUUACAAAGCAUCCCCUAUAUCGAUGGGAUCUUCAACUGGAACGCCGCUUGGCCUCUCACCAACAACUCAACCUCUCUUCACGAGGACGACCCGUUCCUCCCUUCCUCCUCUCGACGCCCUUCCCACCCCGCCGGUCGGAAAGCCUACAUGACCUCUAUCUCACCCCUCUUCUUCACGCACUACGGCACGACCGGCCAGUGGGCGUGGAACAAGAAUUGGAUCUUUCCCUCGGAUCGCCUACUCUACCCUACGCGCUGGACCCAGCUGCUCGCGCUCGAAGAGGAAAGACAGCCGGAUAUCAUUCAGGUGAUCAGCUGGAAUGAUCAUGGCGAGUCGCACGCUAUUGGACCGGUAUUGGGCGCUCAGCCGGGCAGCGAGUCAUGGACGGAUGGGAUGGGGCACGAGGCGUUUAGGGAGAUGACUGCUUACUGGGUGGAUUUGUGGAAAGGGGAGGGAAACCGGAGAAAAGACGGGAAAGGCUCGGAGAAUGAGAACAUAAGGGUGUGGAUGUGGUAUAGAACCCACUCGAAGGAUUUGGUGGCUGAUAAGGAUGAGGUGGGGCGGCCGGACAAGGCGGAUUGGGCGCAAGAUCUUAUCAACAUCGUGGUAGUAGUCCCCUCGGAUCUGCGGAGAGGGAAGGAUUUGGAGGUGGUUUUGACGAAUGGGGGAGAGAUGAGGAUGAAGCUGGAACGAGGACGAGCGAGCAUGUUGGCUUCACCAUUUGUGGUGGGAGAGGUGGGCAUCAAGGUGGUACAUGGGGAUGAGGUCCUCUUGGAAGGAGAGGGGAGAAGAAUAGAUGGGGAGAUUGAGAGGUAUAAUUUCAAUAUGUGGUCAGAAUCCUGGGGAACGGGAGCCUCUGAGCGGUAA